This is a messenger RNA of Gamsiella multidivaricata, 828 nucleotides long. RefSeq lists its product as uncharacterized. The record is from RefSeq and is a predicted model, not a curated record. The transcript has a single exon. The coding region runs from base 110 to 631 and encodes 173 amino acids. NCBI's taxonomy places the organism in Eukaryota, Fungi, Mortierellomycota, Mortierellomycetes, Mortierellales, Mortierellaceae. Gene Ontology annotation, molecular function: chitin binding.
CAUCAUCAUCAUCAUCAUCAUCAUCAUCAUCAUCAUCAUCAUCAUCAUCAUCAUCAUCAUCAUCAUCAUCAUCACCUUCAACACAGCUAUACGCUUUCAUAUAUCAACAAUGCACAGAACAACGCUUCUCACUCUCAUCCUCUGCCUCCUCUCCAUCGCCACCCUCCCUCUCACAACCGCCCAAACCUGCGGCGCCGCUCAGGCCUGUGCCUCUCCCACCGAUUGUUGCUCCGCCGCCGGUUUCUGCGGCUCCACUGUCGACUACUGUGGCGCCGGCUGCGUCAACGGGCCUUGCUCCUCGGCUCCACCCGGUUCCUCCUCUGCCCCAUCCUUUCCCACAACUCUUUCCACAAUCGAAACGGGCUCUGCGACCCUCUCCCCCACCUCUCCCGUCACGGCCACUCUGACGGUGACCACGACGGAUAUCCUCACGACCCUGACCACGACCACGGCUCCCAUAACCACAACAACGCCAGCUACACCAAUUUCUGCGACCGUGAGCUCGACGAGUACUCUUUCGACCUUCCAAUUGCAACCGACCGGAAAGCCGAAUAGUGCGCAGGAUAAGAAGGGUAUUGAGUCCAGAUUGGCCCUCGUCAUCGUUGUCCUCGCGGGCUUGUUUAUGGUUUAAGGAACAGAAAUAUAUGAGAACAGGAGCCGACCCUAUCGAACAGCAUCAAGUGCAUUUCUUUCAAUCCACCGUAUACAUCACUAUCAUAGGCACAACUCUAUAGUUGACAUAAUUAUCCAAUUAGCACCUCCUUGUAAUAAACAUAUUACUACACUUUUGUAGCCCCCGUACUAGCACCUGAACUGGGUCACCAACGC